AUGGCGGAGAAGGUGUCAGCUGUUAGCGCCGCCGCCCGUGACGCCACGCAGGAGGGUGGUAGGGGCGCGUGUCUUACCUGUGGGAGUCGCAGGUUGCCGGGGGCGACGCGCGGAGCCCUGCUCUGUCCUGUUCUGUGGCGCGGCGCGGGUGCGUCGCGAUGCGACGCGGCGGCUCGCGUGACACUGACCGCGCGGACGCAGCCGCCGCCGCCGCCACCGCCGCCGCUGCUCCUCUUCCACUCUUUCGGGCCGGCCACCCCUCUGAGUACAGGUCCAGACUCGCCACCUCCGCGCCGGCUCUGGAAGGCAACACGUGUCCGGCGACCGUGGGAGCGCAUCUGCUCCCCUGCCCCGGCGGCCGCCUUAAGAACUGGGUCAGUAGUGGCCCUCCGCCCCCGCCCUUCGCCCCCGCACACGGCCAGCAAGUAA
Schistocerca cancellata (South American locust) is the source of this 429-nucleotide messenger RNA. RefSeq lists its product as uncharacterized. The transcript has 2 exons. Lineage: Eukaryota; Metazoa; Arthropoda; Insecta; Orthoptera; Acrididae. The coding region runs from base 1 to 429 and encodes 142 amino acids. The record is from RefSeq and is a predicted model, not a curated record.